Molecule: messenger RNA, 3395 nt
Organism: Balaenoptera musculus (blue whale)
Lineage: Eukaryota; Metazoa; Chordata; Mammalia; Artiodactyla; Balaenopteridae
Gene: DUSP12
Product: dual specificity phosphatase 12
Exons: 6
Coding region: 283-1344 (353 amino acids)
Biological process (GO): protein dephosphorylation
Cellular component (GO): nucleus
Molecular function (GO): protein tyrosine/serine/threonine phosphatase activity
Source: RefSeq, a predicted model, not a curated record
UUUUCUGCUCCUGCAGAAAAUCCAGAAAAUCUCAACACUAAGAGCCUGAGAAGCCCUGUAUUAGCGUUAGUUUAUCCUCUCCCACCAAGUUGGGGUAGCCGGGUAGAGACAAGGGUCCAGAAGUGGUUUUCAACGAGGUUUAGCUCCGCCCCAGCCGCAGUUACGUCACCUUCCCCCAGUAAAUCCACAUUCCCGCGGUCGACGUGGUCCCCCGAGGGAGCGGCGGCGCAACUCAGGCCGGCUGGUCCUAGAUGAAGGACGUUCUAGCCGACCCCCUACUCGAUGGUAGGGCCCUCCGCAGUCCGGCCUCCGGGCGCCGCCAUGUUGGAGCCUCAGUACGGGAGCCAUGGCUGCGAGCGAACGGCCGGCAGCCGGACCCGGGCCAGCUCCGCUGAGCACAUGCUGGAGGUGCGGCCGGGGCUGUUCCUGGGUGGAGCUGCGGCAGUCGCGGAGCCGGACCACCUGAGAGAGGCGGGCAUCACGGCCGUGCUGACGGUGGACUCGGAGGAGCCCAACUUCAACACGGGGGCUGGGGUCGAGGGUCUACGGAGUCUCUUCGUGCCAGCGCUGGACAAACCCGAGACCGACCUGCUUAGCCAUCUGGACCGGUGCGUGGCCUUCCUCGGCCAGGCCCGCGCCGAGGGCCGCGCGGUGCUGGUGCAUUGUCACGCAGGGGUCAGUCGAAGUGUGGCUGUAAUGACUGCUUUUAUGAUGAAGACUGACCAACUUACCUUUGAAAAAGCCUAUGAAAACCUUAAGACUAUCAAACCAGAGGCUAAGAUGAAUGAGGGGUUUGAGUGGCAACUGAAAUUAUACCAGGCAAUGGGAUGUGAAGUAGAUACCUCUAGUGCAGUUUAUAAACAGUAUCGUUUACAAAAGGUUACAGAGAAGUAUCCAGAAUUGCAGAACUUACCUCAAGAACUCUUUGCUGUUGACCCAUCCGCCAUUACACAAGGAUUGAAAGAUGGGGUUCUCUACAAAUGUAGAAAGUGCAGGCGAUCUUUAUUUCGAAGUUCUAGCAUUUUGGAUCAUAAUGAAGGAAGUGGUCCUAUAGCCUUUGCCCACAAGAGAAUGACACCAUCCCUCAUGCUUACUACAGGGAGUCAGGCUCAGUGUACAUCUUAUUUCAUUGAACCUGUGCAGUGGAUGGAAUCCACUUUGUUGGGAGUGAUGGAUGGACAGCUUCUUUGCCCCAAAUGCAAUGCCAAGUUGGGUUCUUUCAACUGGUAUGGUGAACAGUGCUCAUGUGGUAGAUGGAUAACACCUGCUUUUCAAAUACAUAAGAACAGAGUGGAUGAAAUGAAAAUGCUGCCAGUUUGGGGAUCACAAACAAGAAAAAUAUAAACUUGCGACAUUUGAUAACUUGCUGAUGAUAUGUGCUACCCUUGCUUAUUGUCAUUCAUGGCAGAUUGUUUAGUUUUUAGGCCAUUAACAUUUCAUUUGAAAUAUGAGAAGAUAAAAAUCACUUGAUGUGACUUAGAAACUAUACUUUGUCAGCUUCUUACACUAUUUAAGUAGAAUGGAAAUCAAAACUUUUUAAUCAUGUAAAUUACACUUUAUUUGAUAUUAAGAUCUUCUAUAACCCAGAUACUUUCUUUAUUUCAUAUAUAUUUAAAAGUUGUGAUUUUUGGAAUGUUAGUUAUGUAAUCUUAAGGUCUAGAUGGACAAAAUUGUGUAUAAAAAUUAGAAACUCAUGUUUAAGUGACAUUCUUUUAUUUCUAGAAAUGUAAAGCAGAUUUGUUUGGACAUAUUUUGACAUUUCUCUUUCUCUCUUUUAAGGGACAUUAGUAAAGCUACAUUAGUCUGGGUUUUUCUUGGAAAUGUAGAAGAAAAGGACAUCAGUAAAACACUGACUAAAAUGUGGUUUUCCUAUGAUACUUUUUGAAGUAAUCUACUUAAAGAAAUGUAUUAAUGUUAGGUAUAUUUCUAAUGAUGAAGAAAAUUAAAUGUGGAGUAACUACAUUUCAAUCACCUUUUUUAGCCUGAUGUGUUGAGUAUUGGAAAAGGUAAUAUGUCCAGAUUAGCUUUUUAAUGUGAUCUCUGGAGACUGGAAUUUAUUUUACUCAUUGAUAAUAGUUAGAAUUAUACCUAAUUAGAUACUUGAACAUUUACAUGAAAUCAGAAUUAGCUAAUAAAGAGAAAUAUAGUCCAUGUUCUUAAUACGUUUUUCAUAUUUACACAUGUAAGUGUAUAUGUGCAUAAACACCACAAAGGGAGUUAUUUUAAAUGUGAAUCAUGAUCCUCUUUAAAAGUGUGGGAGUGUUAUAGAUGAUUCUUGAGAAUAUCUCAGCAUAGGACCUGAAGCCUUUGGCAGCUUUCGUAUAAUACAUUUUUCUUAGGAGAAAAAAUUUCUCCAUUUCUGUCUUAGCUUUCACAAUAUCUGUUUACUUCUUUACUUUGUAAUGUUAUACUCCAGAAAGCUUUUUAAAAACAUUUAGGUUGAACCAUAUGAAAUUGCCUCUUUGUAGGUGAAAAGUAAUUGAGUAGCAGUAGUUUUGUAUAUGGUUCAAGCUAAUACCUAUCCAUAACACUGUGGCAUCUAUCACAGAGAAAAUUACAUAGAUUUUAUUUGAAUUUAUAAUUGUUAAUUCAGUAAAUAUUUACUAAGCACCUUUUAUGUACACGAUUCUAGGUGAUACAUUGAACAAACUAGAUAAAACCUCUGCCUUGUAAUUUAUAUUCUAGCCAGGAGACAUUGACAAAAUAGUAUCUUUUUUGAAAGAUAAUUGGUAUUUGCCAAGGAGGAAUGAUUUGGGGAUACUUGACUUUUCUUUAUGUAAAUUUUGAAGUUUUGUGAAACAUCCACUAACAAGAUUUUCAGAUUUAAAGUCUUUUUAAUGUUUUAUUUUGGGAGUGGGGUAAAUCCAUUAUGCCUUUGUUCUCAAAAUAACAAAAAAGGAAUACUUUCUUUUUAAUAUUUAGGGAUAUCAAUGUAAAACAUUUGAAUUUACACAUUUGUUGAAAAUAGCAAUAUUAACCUUCAGAGGCAGUGUGGUACAGUGAAAACAGUACUGAAGUAGAAGUCAGCGAGUGGCUCUAAUAAUUCUGGCUCUACUGAUCACCAUCUUCCUGGAAGUGAGCAGGUCUUUUGAAAAUUGGGAGUCAUUUCUCAUCUUCACAAAAUGGGAUUAAUAUAUGUUCUGCUGUCCUGACAGGGUUGUUGAAAGAUCAUUUGCAUUAGCUUUAAUUUCUUUUUACAUAAAAUGGAGAUAACAGUAGUAUCUGGGUUAUUACAAGGAUUUUUGUGAUACACUGCAGAUAAAGAACUUAGUAUAGUGCCUAGCUAGUAGCAGUCAACAUUUUCCCUUAAAGGGACUUCCCUGGUGGUCCAGUGGUUAAGAAUCCACCUUCCAAUGCAGGGGAUGUGGGUUCAAUCUCUGAUUGGGGAACUAAGA